AUGGCGGACGUGCCACUGGGCACCGCCGCCCGUGUGGCUGCCACGACCACGCUAGCAGUUUUUGUGGCUCCCCGCCUGGGGGCUGGACCUCUGAGUUCCAUUCUCUUCCCGAUCACCAUGAACCCGGCCCAGGGCCUCCACAGUUUUUCUCGCGGCAUCGGCGACCCCUUGCAGCCCGGCUCGAGUAGCAGGGAACCAUGGCUCCGGGCCUGGCCACGGGUCUUGCGACGCCUCUUGGAGCCCCUGCCCUGCCGCACCGCCCACCUCCCGGUGUGCGCGAGACCCGGCCAGCGCGCAUGCGCGGGUCACUCGAGGCCGUUGGGAGGCGGGACCCGGAGCGAAGACGCGCGGGAGCCUGCCGGGGGUGCCCGCCUUUUAGAGGCUCCCUCCUCCAUAUCCGUGGAUCUGCAGGCAGACAGCACCUUGCAGGUGGAGAUCUCAGAUGCAGUGAGUGAGCGGGACAAAGUGAAAUUCACCGUUCAAACCAAGAGCUGUCUCCCUCACUUCGCCCAGACGGAAUUUUCAGUUGUGCGGCAGCACGAGGAGUUCAUCUGGCUGCAUGACGCCUACGUGGACAACGAGGAAUACGCCGGACUCAUUAUCCCCCCAGCCCCUCCGAGGCCAGAUUUUGAGGCAUCUCGGGAAAAACUGCAGAAGUUGGGUGAGGGGGACAACUCCAUCACCAGGGAAGAGUUCGCCAAAAUGAAGCAGGAACUAGAAGCGGAGUACCUGGCGAUCUUUAAGAAGACAGUUGCCAUGCAUGAAGUCUUUCUGCAGCGCCUGGCCGCCCACCCCACCCUGCGUCAAGACCACAACUUCUUUGUCUUUCUGGAAUACGGCCAGGAUUUGAGCGUCCGAGGGAAGAACAGAAAGGAGCUGCUUGGGGGCUUUCUGAGGAACAUAGUGAGGUCUGCAGAUGAAGCUCUCAUCACUGGGAUGUCAGGACUCAAGGAGGUAGACGACUUCUUUGAGCACGAAAGAACCUUCCUGCUGGAGUACCACGCCCACAUCAGGGAUGCCUGCCUGCGCGCGGACCGGGUCAUGCGCUCCCACAAGUGCCUGGCAGAUGAUUAUAUUCCCAUCUCAUCUGCACUCAGCAGUCUGGGGACACAGGAAGUCAACCAGCUGAAGAUGAGCUUCCUCAAAUUGGCUGAACUCUUUGAACGCCUAAGGAAACUGGAGGGCCGGGUGGCCUCAGAUGAGGACUUGAAGCUGUCUGACAUGCUGCGGUACUACAUGCGAGACUCACAGGCAGCCAAGGAUCUGCUGUACCGGCGGCUUCGAGCACUGGCUGACUAUGAGAAUGCCAACAAGGCAUUGGACAAAGCUCGCACCAGGAAUCGGGAGGUACGUCCUGCUGAGAGCCACCAACAGCUGUGCUGCCAGCGCUUUGAGCGCCUCUCCGACUCCGCCAAGCAAGAGCUUAUGGACUUCAAGUCCCGCCGGGUCUCCUCUUUCCGGAAGAACCUCAUUGAGUUGGCCGAACUGGAGCUCAAACACGCCAAGGCCAGCACUCUACUGCUCCAGAACACCCUCGUCGCCCUCAAGGGGGAGCUUUAGAGCAACCAGAGCCCAGCC
Chrysochloris asiatica (Cape golden mole) is the source of this 1578-nucleotide messenger RNA. It is a transcript of the gene SNX32, whose product is annotated as sorting nexin 32. Gene Ontology annotation, cellular component: endosome. The record is from RefSeq and is a predicted model, not a curated record. The transcript is spliced from 15 exons. The coding region runs from base 1 to 1560 and encodes 519 amino acids. Gene Ontology annotation, molecular function: phosphatidylinositol binding. Lineage: Eukaryota; Metazoa; Chordata; Mammalia; Afrosoricida; Chrysochloridae.